AACAGGAGAGACGCUGCUGCCUUUCUAACACUGUAACUGCUGCUGGGAGUUGAGAGUAAGACGGGAAGAAACUGCUUUGUUUUGCUCGGAUAAACACGCAUGAACCGCAGGCAUGUGCGUGUUAGGAGUUGUGUUCUGCCGAACGCUUUGCAGUUUCUCUAAACAUCGCCUGAGAAUGACCAUCCCGAGCAGGUCAGUGGUAUCAGCCAGAGACUGCUCUGAGGCUGGAAACAGCAGGAACACUCUGAGGUGGGACUUGUCUCCGGCUGAGAUCAGAACCACGACAGACAGCUUGAUAGCCAGAAUAAAGAAGGUCUAUGACGACGUUGGAUCUUCAAACAUUGAGAAUGUCUCUGUUGAAAACACGCUGGAAGCUUUGGCUAAUGCCAAGCUGGAUUAUGCAUCAUCACGGCACAUCCUUGACUUCCCACAGUACGUUUGUCCCAAUAAGGAGGUCCGAUCAGCGAGCACAGAGGCAGAUAAGAAACUGUCCGAGUUUGACGUGGAGAUCAGCAUGCGGGAAGAUGUGUUCCAACGAAUCACUGCCUUGCAGAAAAAGCUUCCAGACAAUCUUUCACCUGAAGGGAAGAGAUUCUUAGACAGACUUGUCACCUUGGGCCAGAGGAAAGGAUUACACAUGUCUACAGAUAUACAGGAGGAAGUAAAAAGAACCUCCAAGCUCAUCAGUGAACUUUCCAUAGAAUUUAACAAAAAUCUGAAUGAGGACAACACAUUCCUUGUUUUUUCUGAGCAUGAACUGGGUGGACUCGCUGACAGCUACCUGAAUGGCCUGGAGAAGACAGAGGAGGGACGGUAUAAAGUGACCCUGGAAUAUCCCCAUUACUACCCUCUGAUGAAGAGGUGUCACAAUCCUGAAACAAGGAGGAAGAUGGAAACAGCUUUUCACAGCAGGUGUAAAGAGGUCAACACAGCGAUCCUCGAACAGCUGAUCCAACUCAGGGCACAGGUUGCAGACAUACUUGGUUACAGUAGCCAUGCAAACUAUAUGCUGGAGAUUAACAUGGCUAAAAAUGCAAGCAAUGUGUCUGACUUUAUAGAUACGUUCCAUGGAAGACUGAAGCCCAUUGGCAUAAAGGAGAGGAAAUAUAUCCUUGCACUGAAGAAGAGGGAGUGCUUGAUGAAGGGCUACCUGUUUGAUGGGCAGAUCAAUGCCUGGGACUUGCCCUACUACAUGAAUCAAGUGGAGCAGUGCAAGUUUGCUGUGAACAAGGACAAACUGAUCGAGUAUUUCCCUCUCCAAGUGGUAACAGAAGGACUGUUUGAUAUCUACCAGGAGCUGCUGGGUCUCACGUUCACAGAAGUGGAGCAUGCUCAUGUGUGGCAUGAAAACGUCAAACUUUUUUCAGUCCAUGAUGCAGAAACAGGAGAGGAGAUUGGACAGUUUUACCUGGACUUGCAUCCAAGGGAAGGAAAAUAUGGCCACGCAGCUUGUUUUGGGCUCCUGCCUGGCUGCAGAGGGCCUGAUGGAAAACGCAGACUUCCAGUAGCAGCGAUGGUAGCUAACUUUACCAAGCCCAGGAAAGACUGGCCCUCUCUCCUGCAGCACCACGAAGUGGAGACCUAUUUUCAUGAGUUUGGUCAUGUGAUGCAUGAGCUCUGCUCUAAGACCACUUUUUCAGAAUUCAGUGGCACUCUGGUGGAGACUGACUUUGUGGAGGUGCCAUCUCAGAUGCUGGAGAACUGGGUUUGGGAAAAAGAGCCUCUAAGGAGAAUGUCUCGCCACUACAAAGACGGCUCGCCAAUUCCAGACAAUCUGCUUGACAAGCUGAUUGCCUCCAGAGUAGCUAACACCGGUCUGAUGAACCUGCGCCAGGUCGUCCUCAGUAAAGUGGACCAAUCACUUCACUCCAGCUCCAGUGCUGACACAGCUGAAGUGUUUGCAAAGCACUGCCAGGACAUCCUGGGUGUUCCUGCAACUCCAGGCACCAAUAUGACAGCCAGUUUCAGCCACUUGGCCGGAGGAUAUGAUGGUCAAUACUACAGCUAUCUGUGGAGUGAAGUUUACUCCAUGGACAUUUUUUUCAGUCGCUUUAAACAAGAAGGCAUCAUGAAUCCAAAGGUUGGAAAAGAGUACAGAAGGGUGAUACUGGAAGCUGGUGGCUCUGUGGAUGGGAUUGACAUGCUGAAGACCUUCCUUGGGCGAGCGCCAUGUCAGGAUGCCUUUUUUCAGAGCAAGGGACUGAUUAAGACACAGGAAACACAAACGUCAUAAUUUGAUUUACUUUGUCAUUUUGGGGAAAAAAAAAAACAAGUUUGAAUGCUGUGCAAAUGGAAAUGGAAAAAUAAAAAGAGAAGAAGCGAGUUCAAAUCAUUUAAACUCUGUUUUUAUUUGAAAACAAGUAAAGAGAACUACUGCCACCAUCUAUAAGCCUGAGCUUAUCGAAGAUGGACCGAGGUAAAGUGGUAUGAUGAGGGAAAACUUUGCACAGUAUUUGGAAAGUAUGAAUGCUGUGUACUCUAGGCUAAAAACAGGGAAGGAUCCAUUUGGCCUGAUAUCAGAGACAGUUUAAAAUCCAGCACCACUGAUGGAACUGGGUGCAUUAAUGCACACUGCACAAGCAACUUGCAAGUCUGUGAAGGCACCAUUAACUCUGACCAAUAUACAGAGGUUUUUCCAGAUUAUAUCUUAUUAAUAGGAGUCUAAAAAUGUGGGAAAUUAAAGAAUUUGUUUUUUAAUAGUAGGAUAGUGCAGAUCUUUGUAUAGAUGCACUGAAGGAAUUUG
This is a messenger RNA of Melanotaenia boesemani (Boeseman's rainbowfish), 2743 nucleotides long. RefSeq names its product thimet oligopeptidase-like. Bases 113 to 2233 code for a protein of 706 amino acids. The record is from RefSeq and is a predicted model, not a curated record. Gene Ontology annotation, biological process: proteolysis; peptide metabolic process. Lineage: Eukaryota; Metazoa; Chordata; Actinopteri; Atheriniformes; Melanotaeniidae. The transcript has 13 exons. Gene Ontology annotation, cellular component: mitochondrial intermembrane space. Gene Ontology annotation, molecular function: metalloendopeptidase activity.